AUGCCGUUUUUCAAUCAGUCCGUCAUCAAUGAAUCCACAACGGAUGAUUUGCCUCGCUGUCAUGAACCAAGCACCUCAAUCGAGGUGUUCUUCAUGGUUUCCUAUAGUCUGGUGUUUCUGGUGGGUUUGCUCCUCAAUGGAUUCAUCCUUAAGUUUUUGCUCUGCCAACGUCAGAAAUCAUCUAGAAGCAUCAUGAUCUACCUGAAGAAUCUCAUAGCUGCAGACUUUCUACUCAGCCUCUGUCUCCCUUUUGACAUCAUCAAUGGAGCUAGCAACUCCAUGACCAUCCGUGUGAUCUACUGCAACUUUGGCUCCACCAUGUUCUACCUCAACAUGUACACCAGCAUCCUGUUCAUGACUUACAUUGCUUAUAACAGAUACCUAAAGAUCAUCUAUUCUAACAAAACUCACAUCAUACAGACAGUGCAAGGCGCCUGCAUCAUCUCUACUCUGACAUGGAUUUGUACCCUAACUAUUGUUACCAGCUACGUUUCUUCAUCACUCAUCACACAAAGGAACUUGACAUUCAUUCCCAGCAGCUGUGAGGAAUUGCGAAGUACAAACUUCAAUGUGUUUGACAUUGUUUUUGACACCUGUGUAUUAGUCAUUUUCCUGUACAUUCUCGCCCUCAUCAUCUUUGUCUACAACCGCACAUCCCAUAAGGUGUCAGAGGUUCAGCAGAGUCAGCUGACAUCCUCCAGUUCUAAAAAAUUGGCCAAGUCACGUCGGAACAUGCGAGUGUUGGUCAGCGUCUUCUGUAUUUCCUUCACCCCCUACCAGCUGGUUAACAUUUUCUAUGAUAUCCUUGGAUGUUCUUGGAGCCCAGUGCUUAACUUCCUGCAAGAAGUGACCCGUGUAUUAUCAGCUGUGAAUAUCUGCCUGGACCCCUUCAUCUACUUCAUCUUCUGCAAGGACUUCCGUGAGCAGCUGAGACUGAAAAAUGGAUUCUUCUUACGGAGAGACACACCAGAACUGAACAUGGAGAGAGGGCCACAAAAUGAAACUGAGCCCAAUAUCCAGUUCAGCAGCGAAAGCAGCUGA
Messenger RNA from Sphaeramia orbicularis (orbiculate cardinalfish), 1041 nucleotides. Its product is annotated as P2Y purinoceptor 14-like. Gene Ontology annotation, molecular function: G protein-coupled purinergic nucleotide receptor activity. The transcript is spliced from 3 exons. Gene Ontology annotation, biological process: G protein-coupled receptor signaling pathway. The coding region runs from base 1 to 1041 and encodes 346 amino acids. The record is from RefSeq and is a predicted model, not a curated record. Gene Ontology annotation, cellular component: membrane. NCBI's taxonomy places the organism in Eukaryota, Metazoa, Chordata, Actinopteri, Kurtiformes, Apogonidae.